Molecule: messenger RNA, 1307 nt
Organism: Sipha flava (yellow sugarcane aphid)
Lineage: Eukaryota; Metazoa; Arthropoda; Insecta; Hemiptera; Aphididae
Exons: 9
Coding region: 121-1290 (389 amino acids)
Source: RefSeq, a predicted model, not a curated record
UAAAUAACGCUAUGUUCAGUCACGUCGCGUAUCAGAUAAACGCGUGUACGUCGAUCGUAGCGCUCGAGAAGUUUGUGAAUAUUUUAACAAUAACAAUUAAGGAUUUUUUUGUCGUUGAAAAUGGUACAUCAAUCGGACGUUUUUCUCAAUUAUUACAAAUUACCGGGACCUUGGUACAACGUUAAAUACACGAUAUACUACUGGUUUUUUACCGCCGUCAAGAAAAUAUUACGUAUUUUUGACAUCCAUUCCAAACACGGCAGACCCGAAGACAACGACGGACCUCAUCGGCUGAACGAUGUCGUAGGGUAUGAUGCCACGUGGAUAGGUGGCACGACGUCCGACAGCAAAUGGAUCAUACUAGCGCUCGACAGACGAAAGAACUGCAAAAUGUCAAUAGGAUACGUGUAUGUACAGAUUCCGGGAAUUGGGCGCUUGGCCACUCCGAUGUACCCGAAUUCCAUGGAAAAUACUAAGGGAAACAGUGCGAACGGUUUCGCUUUAGACGAAUACAGCCUGACGAUGAGCAAACCUCUCCGACAGUGGUUCAUUACCUUUCAUGGUAAUAUGACAUUUGUAGACGAUCCGAAAAAUACUGUACGCGUGAAGAUAAAUGCCGAUUGGAAGAGCAAACGUGACGUGUGGUUACUGAACCGAGACUUAAGCAGCGAGUCGUUUGCUGAUUCGUUCGCUCUGGAGAACUGGAGAAAGUUCGCCGAGCCACUGUUGGAUCGGUCUAAAGACGACGUGGUGCAUUGGGAACAAUUCGGCGAUCUAAAUGCGAACGUCGAGAUCAACGGGAAUAUAAUUGAAAUUCGUAACGCAAUGACGCUAAGAGACAGGAGCUUCGGUAAGAUAAGGAAUUUCUCAGCGAUGCACAGAUAUUUCUACGUAACUAUAUUCCUUGACGACGGCUGUUCACUUGUGAUCACUGUCGUAUGCCACAAAAUAACGUUUUCUAGAUUGUUUUUCGGAUUCAUCAGCAACGACGACGGCACCUACACCAACAUUGAUUGGUCCGACUUGAAUAUAUAUCAAUUUGGCGAAAACGGCAAAGUCGCCGAGGAAUUAUGUUUUUUAAUUCGAAUAGGUAAGACCGUUCAUACGGUGCAAAUCAGUUGCGACAGCCAGCACUGGUAUCGAUUGGAAAAAGACGUGGUGCGGUGCGAACAAAUCGGAAAAUGUUUGCUCGACUACCGGGUCGGCAAGUGCAUGAUCCAAUCGUUGUACAGCGAGACAUCGUUGAAAGCGAAACCACUGUAUAAACCGUUAGAGUUUUUAGACAAUUAAAAGCCAUUCGGAAAACA